Balaenoptera musculus (blue whale) is the source of this 1770-nucleotide messenger RNA. RefSeq names its product solute carrier family 17 member 8 (gene SLC17A8). Gene Ontology annotation, biological process: neurotransmitter loading into synaptic vesicle; regulation of synapse structure or activity; monoatomic anion transport. Gene Ontology annotation, molecular function: neurotransmitter transmembrane transporter activity; L-glutamate transmembrane transporter activity. The coding region runs from base 1 to 1770 and encodes 589 amino acids. The transcript is spliced from 12 exons. Gene Ontology annotation, cellular component: excitatory synapse; synaptic vesicle membrane. NCBI's taxonomy places the organism in Eukaryota, Metazoa, Chordata, Mammalia, Artiodactyla, Balaenopteridae. The record is from RefSeq and is a predicted model, not a curated record.
AUGCCUUUUAAAGCAUUUGAUACCUUCAAAGAAAAAAUUUUGAAACCUGGAAAGGAAGGAGUGAAGAAUGCUGUGGGAGAUUCGUUGGGGAUUUUACAAAGGAAAAUCGAUGGGACCAGUGAGGAAGAAGAUAACAUUGAGCUGAAUGAAGAACGAAGGCCAGUGCAGACGUCCAGGCAGAGCCCCCCACUCUGUGACUGCCACUGCUGUGGCCUCCCCAAGCGCUACAUCAUUGCCAUCAUGAGCGGGCUGGGAUUCUGCAUUUCCUUUGGGAUUCGGUGCAACCUUGGAGUUGCCAUUGUGGAAAUGGUCAACAACAACACUAUAUAUGUUGAUGGAAAACCUGAAAUUCAGACAGCACAAUUUAACUGGGAUCCAGAGACGGUGGGCCUUAUCCAUGGAUCUUUUUUCUGGGGUUAUAUUGUGACACAAAUUCCAGGUGGUUUCAUUUCAAAUAAGUUUGCUGCUAACAGGGUCUUUGGAGCCGCCAUCUUCUUAACAUCGACCUUGAACAUGUUCAUUCCUUCUGCAGCCAGAGUACAUUACGGAUGUGUCAUGUGUGUCAGAAUUUUGCAAGGUCUAGUGGAGGGUGUGACCUACCCAGCCUGCCAUGGGAUGUGGAGUAAGUGGGCACCGCCUUUGGAGCGAAGCCGACUGGCCACAACUUCUUUUUGUGGUUCCUACGCGGGGGCAGUGAUUGCCAUGCCGCUGGCCGGCGUGUUGGUACAGUACAUGGGAUGGGCCUCUGUCUUUUAUAUUUAUGGUAUGUUUGGGAUUAUUUGGUACAUGUUUUGGCUGUUGCAGGCCUAUGAGUGUCCAGCAGUUCACCCAACAAUAUCCCAUGAGGAAAGGACCUAUAUAGAGACAAGUAUAGGAGAAGGAGCCAACUUGGUUAGUCUCAGUAAAUUUAAUACACCAUGGAAAAGAUUUUUUACAUCGUUGCCGGUUUACGCAAUCAUUGUGGCAAAUUUUUGCAGAAGCUGGACCUUUUACUUGCUGUUAAUAAGUCAGCCUGCUUAUUUUGAAGAGGUCUUUGGAUUUGCAAUAAGUAAGGUGGGUCUCUUGUCAGCAGUCCCACACAUGGUUAUGACAAUCAUUGUGCCUAUUGGAGGACAAUUGGCUGAUUAUUUAAGAAGCAGAAAAAUUUUGACCACAACUGCUGUCAGAAAAAUCAUGAACUGUGGAGGUUUUGGCAUGGAGGCAACCUUACUCCUUGUGGUUGGCUUUUCCCAUACCAAAGGGGUGGCUAUCUCCUUUCUGGUGCUUGCCGUAGGAUUUAGUGGUUUUGCUAUUUCAGGUUUUAAUGUCAACCACUUGGACAUUGCCCCCCGCUAUGCCAGCAUUCUCAUGGGGAUCUCAAACGGAGUGGGAACCCUCUCUGGAAUGGUCUGUCCCCUCAUUGUGGGCGCGAUGACCAAGCACAAGAGCCGUGAGGAAUGGCAGAAUGUGUUCCUCAUAGCCGCCCUGGUGCACUACAGUGGCGUGAUCUUCUAUGGGGUCUUUGCUUCUGGGGAGAAACAGGAGUGGGCUGACCCUGAGAACCUUUCUGAGGAGAAGUGCGGAAUCAUUGACAGAGAUGAAUUAGCCGAGGAGAUAGAACUCAACCAUGAGAGUUUCACAAGUCCCAGAAAGAAGACGUCAUAUGGAGCCACCACCCAGAAUUGGGAAGUCCAGAGGAAGGAAUGGAGAGGACAGAGAGGGGUGACUCUUGAUGAGGAAGAGCUGACGUCCUACCAGAAUGAAGAGGGAAACUUCUCAGAUACAUCCUAA